Molecule: messenger RNA, 438 nt
Organism: Trypanosoma brucei brucei TREU927
Lineage: Eukaryota; Euglenozoa; Kinetoplastea; Trypanosomatida; Trypanosomatidae
Product: prefoldin subunit 2, putative
Exons: 1
Coding region: 1-438 (145 amino acids)
Biological process (GO): protein folding
Cellular component (GO): cytoplasm; prefoldin complex
Molecular function (GO): protein folding chaperone
Source: RefSeq, a predicted model, not a curated record
AUGGCCGCAACAAACUCACCCACAGAAGAGGAAGUUGUUAUGCGCUACCAGCAGCUCCGUCAAGAGUGCCUCGCCAUGGACUCACGCAUCUCCGAACUGGAGAACGAGCUGCAUGAGCACCAGUUGGUGGCGGAUACUCUCAAGCCACUGAACGGUGAUCGCCGGUGUCAUCGCCUUGUGGGUGGGGCGCUCAUUGAACGCACAGUUGCAGAUAUAUUACCCGAGCUUGUGGAAAAUAUUAAGGGUAUCGAGGAGGCGUUAGCGCAGCUGAACAAGAUGCUGACAGAAAAGCAAGCAGCGAUGGACGAAUACGCGAGGAAGCAUGGUGUGACCGUAGCCCAGCGGCAGGGUCAGACCCCCGCUGGUGGAGGUGGCGCCAAUAACGAUGAAGGGGAAAAGAAGCCGAUGGGCGCAGACAGCAGGGGUGUUCUGGUAUGA